Monoraphidium neglectum is the source of this 342-nucleotide messenger RNA. RefSeq lists its product as hypothetical. The record is from RefSeq and is a predicted model, not a curated record. Lineage: Eukaryota; Viridiplantae; Chlorophyta; Chlorophyceae; Sphaeropleales; Selenastraceae. The coding region runs from base 1 to 342 and encodes 113 amino acids. The transcript has 2 exons.
AUGGACUCUGUCCGCAAGCCCUGCGGCAACAAUGCAACAGUUGAGUUCGUGCAGGUGUCCAACUCCAGCAACUGGUUUGCCAGGCCCUCAAAGGCUACUAAGCUCAAGGCCGGUCAGACCCUGGCCGACUGCAAGGCCUCAUGCCUUGCCCUCAUCAAUGGGGGCAAGAAGAACUGUGCCGCAUUCAGCCUCAGGGUUGUCACGUCGCGCGCCGCCAACACCCUUUACUGUGACAUCUACAAUGACUGGGUGCCUGAGCGCGUCUGCAAUGUCGGCGAUGUCAAAUUCAACUGCAAGAGGGGCUCCCAGGGCUCCUUCAGGGUGCGCUGGGUCUACACCUGA